GGCGGUGGGUAGAAAGGUCCUGGGCGUGGGGGCUGCUGGGAACGUAAGAGGUCUUGGAGGGCUGGUUUGUGUGUCUGUUUAUAGGGGAGCCCGGCUCCUCCGUGGAGGGAGGGGACUUUUUCUUCCCGCCGACUUUCCUGGGCUCUUCCUUUUCCUUCGAUUGACCUGCAGGGAGAGGAUGUAUAUUUCUGGGGUAAAUUGUGAAGAUGUUGAAGUUUAAAUAUGCCAUGCGGAGUCCGACGGAGCCAGCCUCUAUGGAGUCCAUAGCUAGCCGUGCUUCUCGGCUGAACCUGCUCUUUCAGGGGAAGCCACCCUUUGUGACUCAACAGCAGAUGUCUCCUCUCUCCCGGGAAGGCAUCCUUGAUUCCCUAUUCGUUCUUUUUGAAGAAUGCAGCAAUCCUUCUUUAAUGAAAAUUAAACAUGUAGGCAACUUUGUAAAAAAGUAUUCAGAGACCGUAGCUGAAUUACGGGAACUGCUGCCUAGUGUGAAGGAUUUUGAAGUAAAAAGUCUGGUGGGAAGUGGUCAUUUUGCAGAAGUACAGGUGGUGAGAGAGAAGGUGACGGGUGAUGUCUAUGCUAUGAAGGUGAUGAGCAAGGAGUCCUUGUUGGCACGAGAACAUGUGUCAUUUUUCGAGGAAGAACGGAGUAUAUUAUCUCGGAGUAGCGGUACCUGGAUCCCACAGUUACACUAUGCAUUUCAGGACAAAAAAAAUCUCUACUUGGUUAUGGAGUAUCAACCUGGAGGAGACUUAUUGUCACUCUUAAACCGAUAUGAAGACCAACUAGAUGAAAGUAUGGUGCAGUUUUAUUUAGCAGAGCUGGUUUUGGCCAUUCACAGUGUCCAUCAGAUGGGCUAUGUACACCGAGAUAUCAAACCAGAGAAUGUUCUCAUUGACCGACUAGGACACAUUAAACUUGUGGACUUUGGAUCAGCUGCCAAAAUGACAGGGAACAAAACGGUGAAUGCCAGGCUGCCUGUUGGCACCCCAGACUACAUGGCACCAGAGAUGCUAACUGUUUUGAACGGGGAUGGUAAAGCUUCACAUGGCCCAGAGUGUGAUUGGUGGUCUUUGGGAAUCAUUGCUUAUGAUAUGAUAUAUGGAAAAUCUCCAUUCACUGAAGGGACCUCAACAAAAACCUUUAAUAACAUCAUGAACUUCCAGAGGUUCCUGAAGUUCCCAGAAGAUGUGAAAGUCAGUAAUGAAUUUCUUGAUCUGGUCCAGAGUCUGCUAUGUGGGCCGAAGGAGAGACUAGAUUAUGAGGGUCUCUGCUGCCAUCCAUUCUUCUCUAAAAUUGACUGGAAUAACAUCCAUAAUACUCCUCCCCCCUUCGUUCCUACCCUCAGGUCUGAUGAUGACACCUCAAAUUUUGAUGAACCAGAGAAGAAUUCGCGGGUUUUAUCCUCUCCACGGCAGUUGAACCCAGCCGUCUUCUCGGGUGAAGAUUUGCCGUUUGUAGGGUUUUCCUUCAUCAAGGCUCUGGGGAUCCUCAGAUCAGAGUCUGUUGUCUCGGUGUUGGACUCUCCAGCUAAGAUCAGCUCCAUGGAAAAGAAACUCCUUCUAAAGAGCAAAGAGCUGCAGGACACCCAGGACAAGUGUCACAAGAUGGAGCAGGAAAUGACGCGAUUGCACCGGAGGGUGUCAGAGGUGGAGGCUGUACUAAGCCAAAAGGAGGUGGAACUGAAAGCCUCUGAGACCCAGCGAUCCCUCCUGGAGCAGGACCUGGCAACCUACAUCACAGAAUGCAGUAGCUUAAAGCGAAGCCUGGAACAGGCGCGGUUGGAGGUGUCUCAGGAGGAUGACAAGGCGCUACAGCUUCUUCAUGAUAUCAGAGAGCAGAGCCGAAAACUGCAGGAGAUCAAAGAACAGGAGUAUCAAGCCCAGGUGGAAGAGAUGAGGUUGAUGAUGAAUCAGUUAGAAGAGGAUCUUAUUUCAGCUCGUAGACGUAGUGAUCUCUAUGAAUCGGAGUUGAGAGAGUCACGAUUGGCAGCUGAAGAAUUCAAACGUAAAGCUACUGAAUGUCACAACAAACUACAGAAGGCUAAAGACCAUGGGAAAACUGAAGUAGGAGAGCUGUAUUCCAAACUGGAGAAGAUCAAUACAGAGCAGCAAACCAAAAUCCAGGAGCUGCAGGACAAGCUGGCAAAGGCUGUGAAAGCCAGUUCUGAGGCAACUGAACUUCUUCAGAAUAUCCGUCAGGCAAAGGAGAGAGCAGAGAAAGAGUUGGAGAAAUUGCAGAAUCGGGAAGACUCUAAUGAAGGCAUGAAAAAGAAACUGCUUGAAGCAGAGGAACGGCGCCAUUCUCUGGAGAAUCAAGUGAAGAGAUUAGAGACUGUGGAACGCAGAGAAAACCGACUAAAGGAAGAUAUUCAGACUAAAUCUCAGCAGAUUCAACAGAUGGCAGACAAAAUUUUGGAGCUGGAGGAGAAGCAUCGUGAGGCUCAGCUGUCAGCACAGCAUCUGGAAUUGCAGCUGAAACAGAAAGAGCAGUUCUAUGACGAAAAAAUCAAAGUGCUGGAUGCUCAGAUGAAGAAAGAUCUUGCCGAUAAGGAAGCACUUGAGAAUAUGCUGCGAAGACAUGAAGAAGAAGCACAUGAGAAAUGCAAAAUUCUGGCUGAGCAGAAGGCGAUGAUCAAUGCCAUGGAUUCGAAGAUAAGGUCACUGGAGCAGAGAAUAGUGGAAUUGUCUGAGGCUAAUAAACUGGCAGCAAAUAGCAGCCUUUUUACACAGAGAAACAUGAAAGCCCAGGAGGAGAUGAUCUCAGAGCUCAGACAGCAGAAGUUCUACCUGGAAACACAGGCGGGGAAGUUAGAGGCCCAGAACCAAAAACUAGAAGAGCAAUUGGAGAAGAUCAGUCUUCAGGACCAUACUGACAAGAACCGUCUGUUGGAGUUAGAGACUAGACUGCGAGAGGUUAGCUUAGAGCAUGAAGAACAAAAGCUGGAAUUGAAACGACAAUUAACAGAAUUGCAGCUGACUCUCCAGGAAAGAGAAUCUCAGAUUUCAGGGCUUCAAGCUGCACGAUCGGCCCUAGAGAAUCAGCUCCGUGAGGCUAAAACUGAACUAGAGGAGACUACAGCUGAGGCAGAGGAGGAGAUUCAAGCUCUCACGGCACAUAGAGAUGAAAUCCAGCGUAAAUUUGAAGCCCUUCGUAAUAGCUGCACAGUGAUUACAGACUUGGAAGAACAGCUGAACCAGCUGAGUGAGGACAAUGCAGAACUGAACAAUCAGAAUUUCUUCCUGUCAAAGCAACUUGAUGAGGCCUCUGGGGCCGGUGAUGAGAUAGUACAGCUGCGAAGUGAGGUUGACCACCUCCGUCGAGAGAUCACUGAGAGGGAGAUGCAGCUCACCAGUCAGAAACAAACAAUGGAGGCCUUGAAGACAACAUGCACAAUGCUAGAAGAGCAGGUGAUGGACUUGGAGGCCCUGAAUGAUGAACUGCUAGAGAAGGAACGUCAGUGGGAAGCAUGGAGAAGCAUUCUAGGGGAUGAGAAAUCCCAGUUUGAAUGUCGGGUGCGAGAGUUACAGAGAAUGUUGGACACAGAAAAACAGAGCCGAGUGCGAGCAGAUCAGCGUAUUACUGAAUCCCGCCAGGUGGUAGAACUAGCCGUUAAAGAACACAAAGCGGAGAUUCUUGCUCUUCAGCAAGCACUGAAAGAGCAAAAACUCAAAGCUGAGAGCCUUUCUGACAAGCUCAAUGACUUGGAGAAGAAGCAUGCAAUGCUGGAGAUGAAUGCACGCAGUUUACAACAGAAGCUUGAGACAGAACGUGAGCUCAAACAGAGGCUUCUGGAAGAGCAGGCAAAGCUGCAGCAGCAAAUGGAUCUGCAAAAAAAUCACAUCUUCCGCCUGACUCAAGGCCUUCAAGAAGCUCUGGAUCGAGCAGAUCUUUUGAAGACUGAAAGGAGUGACCUUGAGUACCAACUGGAAAACAUUCAGGUUCUCUAUUCCCAUGAAAAGGUGAAAAUGGAGGGCACUAUUUCUCAGCAAACCAAACUCAUUGACUUCCUGCAAGCAAAGAUGGACCAGCCAGCCAAAAAGAAAAAGGGCCUGUUUAGUCGGCGGAAAGAGGACCCUUCUUUACCCACACAGGUUCCCCUGCAAUACAAUGAGCUGAAAGUGGCAUUGGAGAAGGAGAAGGCUCGUUCUGCUGAGCUGGAGGAGGCUCUACAGAAAACACGCAUUGAACUCAGAUCUGCUCGAGAAGAAGCUGCCCAUCGGAAAAUAACAGACCACGGUCAUCCAUCCACUCCGGCCACAGCCAGGCAGCAGAUCAUCAUGUCUGCCAUAGUCCGCUCCCCAGAGCAUCAGCCAACUCCCAUCAGCCUGCUUGCUCCACCCUCAAGUCGCAGAAAGGAGUCCUCCACACCAGAGGAGUUCAGUCGGCGUCUGAAAGAGCGAAUGCAUCACAAUAUCCCUCAUCGUUUCAAUGUGGGGCUAAAUAUGAGGGCAACAAAAUGUGCAGUGUGUCUGGAUACUGUGCACUUUGGACGUCAAGCAUCUAAAUGUCUUGAAUGCCAAGUGAUGUGUCACCCAAAGUGCUCAACAUGCUUGCCAGCUACGUGUGGACUGCCUGCAGAAUAUGCUACACACUUUUCUGAAGCUUUCUGUCGGGACAAAUUGAACUCUCCAGGACUGCAGCUGAAGGAGCCAAGCAGCAGUUUACGUCUGGAAGGAUGGAUGAAGGUGCCAAGGAAUAAUAAGCGUGGACAGCAGGGCUGGGAUAGGAAAUUCAUUGUCCUGGAAGGAACUAAAGUGCUAAUUUAUGAUGCCGAAGCAAGAGAAGCUGGACAGCGGCCUGUGGAGGAGUUUGAGCUGUGCCUUCCUGAUGGAGAUGUAACUGUUCAUGGGGCUGUAGGAGCUACUGAACUUGCCAAUACAGCAAAGACAGAUGUGCCAUAUAUACUAAAGGUGGAGUCUCAUCCACACACCACAUGCUGGCCUGGUAGGACACUCUACUUACUACCAUCUACUUUCCCUGAUAAGCAGCGCUGGGUCACUGCUUUGGAGUCAAUAGUGGCAGGAGGGAGAGUUUCCAGGGAAAAAGCUGAGGCUGAUGCUAAGCUGCUUGGAAACUCUCUGUUGAAGCUUGAGGGGGAAGACCGUCUGGAUAUAAAUUGCACAAUGCCCUUCAGUGACCAGGUAGUACUCGUUGGUACAGAGGAAGGUCUCUAUGCCCUGAAUGUGUUGAAAAAUUCCUUAACACACAUUCCAGGACUUGGUGCUGUUUUCCAAAUUCACCUCAUAAAGGAUCUGGAUAAACUGCUCAUGAUAGCAGGAGAAGAGAGGGCUCUGUGUCUUGCUGAUGUAAAGAAAGUGAAGCAGUCUCUAGCUCAAUCUCACCUCCCAGCCCAGCCUGAUAUCUCACCAAACAUCUUUGAGGCUGUCAAGGGAUGUCACCUUUUUGCUGCUGGCAAGGUUGAGAAUGGACUCUGCAUCUGUGCAGCGAUGCCCAACAAAGUGGUGGUUUUGCGCUAUAAUGAGAGCCUCAGCAAGUUCUGCAUCAGGAAGGAGAUUGAAACUUCAGAGCCCUGUAGCUGUAUCCAUUUGACCAAUUACAGCAUCAUCAUCGGAACCAACAAGUUCUAUGAAAUUGAGAUGAAGCAGUAUACCCUGGAGGAGUUUCUUGAUAAGAAUGACCACUCCUUAGCCUCUGCUGUGUUUGCUUCUUCCACCAAUAGCUUCCCAAUCAGUAUCAUACAGGUGAACCCUACAGGACAGAGGGAGGAGUACCUGCUUUGUUUUCAUGAGUUUGGUGUCUUUGUGGAUUCCUAUGGAAGGCGCAGUAGGACAGAGGACCUGAAAUGGAGUCGCUUGCCUUUGGCUUUUGCCUACAGAGAACCCUACCUGUUUGUGACUCAUUUCAAUUCCCUUGAAGUGGUUGAGAUUCAGGCACGUGCUUCUCUAGGCACUCCUGCACGAGCCCACUUGGAUAUCCCAAAUCCUCGGUAUCUAGGGCCAGCAAUUUCAUCUGGAGCAAUUUACCUGGCCUCCUCCUAUCAGGACAAAUUAAGAGUGAUCUGCUGUAAGGGAAAUCUAGUGAAGGAGUCCAACAAUGAACACCACAGAGGAUCCUCAGCUACACGCAGCUGUCCGCGCCCAUUGUUUUUGAAUGACAGCAGCCCUAAUAAGAGAGGUCCCCCCACAUAUAAUGAGCACAUAACCAAGCGGGUAGCGUCAAGCCCAGGACCACCAGAAGGUCCAAGCCACCCUCGAGAACCAAGCACACCACAUCGGUAUCGAGAAGGAAGGACAGAGCUGCGCAGGGACAAGUCUCCUGGGCGACCACUGGAGAGAGAAAAAUCUCCAGGCAGGCUUCUGAGUACCCGCCGAGAAAGGUCCCCUGGAAGAUUGUUUGAAGAGACCAGCAGAGGGCGAACGCCUGUGGGAGGUGCAAGAACUCCACUCUCACAAGUCAAUAAGGUCUGGGACCAAUCUUCAGUAUAAGUCUCAGCUAGACAAACUUACUCCUCAUCGUGAUCUGCAGGAAAAACAAAGGAAAUGUACUGAGUAUAUGCACUCCAUGCUUCUGCUGCCCAGUCACCAAAUCAACCUUCUUGGGCCAGAACUGGCUCCAUGUCAGGAGACACGUGACUCUAACAAGGAUUGUCUGCCUCUCAGUUUAUUUCCCUGCACCUUCCUGCAGUCAUACUUUUUGCACUUUGUACUACUGUUACUCUUUCAAGCAGUUCAUAAACUUUUUGUACUCUAGCUUUAGUCCUUAACAGUUCAUCAAGGAAAUCACAUUGGGAUGAAGAUCCCAACCCAAAUCUUAAUGUGGUUAGCACCAUUUACCAGAUAUUAAAUCAUAGUUUUGAAAAAGAUGCUGGAAUUUGUCAUGGCCUUGUAAACUGAAAGGCCAUGGUGACUCGGUUGCAAUAGACAGCAUCACUGGAUAUUCUCUACCGAGCUCUAGAGAAUUAAUCUGAAUCCGUUUGUUCCCCCGCUGCUUUCAAGGCUCAUUCUCUUUUGUUCUCAGUAAAAUUGCCCCAAUGCAGCUUUGUUCAGCUGGAUGAUGAGGGCAGAUCACCUAAUUAGAUGGUCACAAUCCCCCAUGCCCUAAAACAAAGUGCAUUGUCUCUGACGUACUGGGGUACAAGACUCUUGACCCAGGUUUUCUGCAUGGCAAUUCACUGCAUGCUGCUGCACCAUCACUCUGGCUGCUCUCUCCUUUUAGGUUGCUGUGCUAAGUAUUGUAUUGUACCUCACUUGUAAAUUAAUUGAAGCCUUUACAUUACGCUGCAAAAUAACCGCCAUGAUUUACUGGAGAAUUUGGCACAGAAGAGAGUUACAAUCCUUAUUAUAUGACAAGAGAACUACAAUCACUAGCCCUCACCUUCACACGCCCCAGUGUUAAACACAAUCCAUUCAGAAAUCCUUAUAGUCAUCAUUUUCCAUAGAGGCCACUCCUCUCAAUGGUUGACAGGUUGCCCCCCGGUCUCCCAAGAACUUCAGAGGAAAGCAUGAGAAAGUAAGUGCACAGAAUUGUCAUCUCUCAAAACAAAGUUCUUCUUUCCUGUUCUGAUUGUAUCUUGUUGUACAGUAAGACCUAAGAGUCACGGCACUAGAGGAUACUUGCAAUAAACAGCUUUGGCGGUUACCGAACACCUCACCUUUGCUUUUGCCUCUAACCUCAAGCCAUUUAUUGCUUCAUAUUCUCCAAUGCCAUGAACAUUAUCCCUUGUAACUGAGCCAGAGAGCAAAUGAUUUUCAAGGCAGGUUUUGACCAUUCAGUCUGCUUCAGUGACAUGCUGAGUAAACAAUCAUGUUCUCUAUAAAUGCAAAAGAGCAAAACUGCAUCCAGUUUUCUCGGUGGCCAAGCCUUUUAUCUUCUGCUUGUCCCUUGCCAGCCAGUGCUAACCUGUCCAAGACACCCAUAAACCUCCGAAUGCCUUGUCAGUGCCCUUUGGCGAGUUUCAUGGAUAUUGUGUUCUGUUCUCUUGUCUGUUGGGUUAUUUUAGACCAGAUGAUUUGGCAGGAAACGUGCUGAAAUGUGUCUCUUGGUCUCAGUAUUUUGAAAGGUCACAGAGAUCAGUCUUUAAAUCUUUGCAUCUCAUGGAAGAUCUUCAUGACCUGAGAAAUGGGCUUGUCAAGUCCUGAAAGUGUAUAUCUUGUGUCUUGUUUGUGAAAUGCUUCCUGCUAUAGAAAUAGCUCAAAGGACUGUACAUAUUUACAAGAAACUUUAUAUUCGUAACAAAAGGGAAUUGAAUCAGUUUCUACUUUUUUAUUGUAAACUGUGCAUUUUUCAACACUAGCUUUUUGUUUUAAUGGUGGUUGUGGACAGCCAUCUUCAGACAUUGGAGGGGCCUCAGCUUAAUCCUCCCAGAUCCCAUGAAGAAAUAUUGUAACAUUAAAUUGCAAUCGAAAGCUUGUUAGCAUAAAUGAGGUUUUAGGUAUCUAAAAGUACAGGAUUUUUCUUCAUUACCUUUUUAUUAUUGACAAGGGAGGGAAUCAGAGGUACAGAUCAAGCUCCACCUGGAAAAUAUUGAACUUUGUUGUUGAACAAUAACCAAAUAAAACAAUUAACUAUAUUAACUAGCAUGGUGAAAUGACCUUUUCCUUCCAUAUAGGGUACCGCUAAGCCAUUCUAACAGAUCAGCCAAUAUUCAGAGCUACGUAAUUGAUAGGAGUGUAAGCUUACCAAAGAGCUCACCUUCAGAAUAUUCUGUCUUUUAGCAGACAUCUUCCCCUGAACAAGUAGCAUAUGUGCUAUCAGAAAAUUAAAGCAUAUUGACUUGGACUGAAACAGAGGCGGAUUUGACCGGAUUUUUAGCUAGUAGUGGUGAGCCCCUAGAUACACAUCUAUUGAUGGUGGUAGAGAUACACAUGAAUAUCUGGAAGACGAAUCUGGCCCUUGGCAAAUAAUCCAGACACACAAUUUCAGCUAGGAAUAAACCCCUUUAAUUGCCAACAGCAUAGUCUAAUGCUGCUGCUGCUCUAUUGCAGCGGUGUUUUAAUAGGAAGGGGAACAGUGAGUUAUUCAUCCCACCAUCUUAAUAUUCUGGUGCUGUAAUGCCUGAGAGCUGCAAUUUUUUAAAAGCCUACACAAAUAUAAUUCAGAUUGUACUCAAUCUGCCAAGUUACUGUACAUCUUAAUAAUUUACACCUGGUGGGAAAACUCUCUCAAUCAGACUUAAAUGUAAAUACAACUAUUUUUAACAAAACAAUUUUUACAGUCUCUGAAGAAUUCUUUCACAGGAAGAGUUUUUAAUAUUCACUCUGCGGCCUGCGGUGACUUAUUUUAUUUCUGUCAUUGUUUUGUGCACAAAAUACCCCCAUCCUCCCUAUGAAGGUUUUUCUUGGUGGGCGUGUGGGAGAAUGACUAAUAGCUACUAUUACACUUUGGUCUACACAACAUUUUCCAUGGAAAUGUUCUGCAUAAAGCCAAACUGCUUGAUUUAUCUAUUGUGCCUGCUCUCUGAUGUAUCUGAUGAAAUGCUAACUUGUUAAAUGUUCCUUUAUUUCUAUUUUAAGAAUACAUAUUUAAAACUCAUUGUUUCAGUCCUAUGGUGCAUGAUCAGAAUUGUAACAAAACUAAAAGAGUUCAGAAACUGGUGAAGUAAAAUAUUUAUUAAGCCUUCUGACUACCAUGAACACUGCACAAAUUCUCACUGUCACCUUGACCGUAUUGUCAGUGCUGAAAUUUACUGGAGAAAAAGUAUUGUCUAUUGCAAAAUUCUUCAGGUUUACUCACAUGAAGGAGAAAUACUGCACUGCACCUAUCUCCAACUCUAGCCUCCUAGCAACAGCCAAGACGCACCAAAUCCAAGUGGGCAUAUAAAGUAGCAGCUACGCUAUCCCCCUUUGCACCCAGAUUUUCCUUGUGGAGGGAUUUAAUUCAUUGGGUUAUAGAAAAUGAGCUCAAUACAAUGAUUCGGACUCAUGUUCACUUCUUACAAGAAUCCAACCCAUAGGGCUGCCUAUGGUUUAACAAAAUGUUGCCCUGUGGCACAUGGCCCAAAGCCAUUUCAGAGUGCUGCUAUUUCACGAAAGGUCAAAACUGACAAUGUCAGUGCUUCAGUACAGAGAAUGUGUGUUCUAUAGAAACAUCUCCUGUCCCAAGAGUGGGACUGGAAUAUGGCCCGAGUAUUACGGUUGACACCUGCUAUCAGCUCCAGCUGAGGAAAGUGGAUUGUGGAGUGGCUGAGGUGGAGGUGGACUACGGCACUAUUGCAGUUGUGUACUGUGGUGUGAUACUGACUGGGGAUUAGCCUUUAGCACCAGAGGAAUACCCCACCUUAUUUCUAAAGGAGUGGGAGCAGCGAUUCAUUCUGCUUCAGCCCAGGAAAGUGGAGUCAAAGUGAUGACCAUUAACUUUUCUCCAUCAUUUGUUGGCGAAAGGUGAGAAGUAAUUAAAGGAUCUUUCUGCAUGUGUAAAGCUGGGGCUAUACUACGCUUAGGUCCACAUAUAAAGAAGGGGGCUGAUUGUCUAUUUAAUUAUUAGGCAUGGAAGGAAGCUGAGGCUGCUAUUCAAUUAAACACAAAGGGCUGGCCCUGUUUGCUGCAUACAGCUCAAUGCAGGUGCAAGAAGGCACUUUGUGACACUAGUUCAACAGCUAUUACACAGGCCAGCUGCCUGUAAACUCAUUUGAGCUGUAUUAAGACUGAAUCUUUGCCUGCUUGAACUAAAAACCACCAGAUUUACCACACACACAGCUGUUUGUGGCAAAAGAAACUUUCAACAGAGGACAAAUUUUUUUCAAGAUCCCAAAGUUAGCUAUGUAAUGCCUCCCCACCCAUACCCAGCCAAAGGGUGUGUGUGACCACUAAAUAAAUGACAAACCACUGUCAAACACCUAUACUAAACAGAUUUAUGGGUUUUGAGGUGAGGCCAUAUCAUAAAAUGGGUGUGCUGCAAAAAUUUCAGCCAGCUCUUCAGCAUGGCUGGCUUUGUUUUUGACAUGGAUAUUUUACUAAGAAUGGAUGUAUGGCCACCCACCUUAAAAGCAAGCACCUAAAAACAUGGUAACCCAGGUACUGCAUGGUGGUUUAGUGCCCAGUAUGGCCUUAGCAGUGGUCUAGAUUCCUUCCUUUCUGAGCUCCCUCAAAACACAGCUAGCCACUGUAACUAAGGCUGCGAUUCCGUUAGAGGUUGUGGUUUCUGUGACAUUCUGCAACCUCCGUAACUCCCACAGCCUCUUGGGUGCCCUGUGGCUAGCUGCACCGGCCACUGCUUGGGCGGCCCCGGGCAGCACCCAAGUAGCCAGUGUGGCUGGAGCAGCAACACCGCGAAGUGCCAGAGCAGUGGGGCCUUAGGAAGAGCGAUUUAGACAUUGUGGGUAUUUAAGUCACGGCCAGGUCAAAGGCCAUGAAUUUUUGUUUAUCCAUGACUUCAUUAAAAGAACCCAUGACUAAAUCUUGGCCAUGUGCUAGAAAUUUGCAGGGGCCAUUCAAAGGCAGAUUAACCUUUAUGCACUGAAGUUUUGGGGGUGCAGGACUGACUCUGGGAGCCACUCACAUUCUUCCAUUCCAUUCUUUCAUGUUCAGUCGUCCUCCAAAGGCAGAAUAUGUAACAGGUCAGCCACUGGCACAAUGGGCUCAAACAUUUCCCUGUCUUCCACAGCAGUGUGAGCGCUGCCCUGUAGGGCCUCAAACAAUGAGCUUUAAUUCUCUGAACAGAGUGAGUUCAAAACACGAGGCUUUUUCUAUUUGGCAAUCCCUGUGGGGAAAAGUCUUACCAGCUCUCCAGGUGUGCUGAUAUUCUGGAGCCCAGCAAAAAAAGCUUUGCAGCCCAAUGGUGGGCCAGCCUGUGAUGCAAUAUAAAGAAGGUUGCAGCAUCAUGUUAUUUAUAAAUGGUUGACUAACAGCCUCUGUCUUCAACAAAUAUUUGUGCUCAUCUUCCUCUGCAAUGCUGCUGGAAAGUUUUGAAAGAAGUGAUCCACGUGUAGACAUAAUUGGAAAAUACAUGAAGCUUAGCUCAAGCUAAUGACUUAUUUGAGCACAGCUCUUCCUUCCUGUUCCAUUCCCUGAAUCUUUGAACAAUUUAUUUUUCUUGCUGUUGGGUCACUUCAAGGAUUCCUUUAUUCUCGUAUGAAUUAACCCUCAUUUAUUCAAAACAUGCAUUGCAAUUUCACUGCUUGCACAAACUCUAUUUGAGAAUAAUCACUUCUUGAAAUCUGCUAUUACAGGUUUGCUUUAAAACCAACUCUGAUUGGAUCUCCCACUAAAUAUUCCAUCCCCUUCCACAUCCUACUGUCAAUCAGUAUGCUAGGUGACUAGUGCACUUAGUACAUAUGUCCUAAUCUAGAUCAUUAUGCUCAAAUUACAUUUGUUAUCUAUUGCCAAACUUUAAAUAGUGCAUGUAACUGACCGUCAGUAGCUUCAAUGUCAGGAUACUCUAUUAGCUAAUAUUUAUGACUAUUAUAUAGCUUUUUUACUCUGCAGUACACCUUGGCAAACUAUUGUAUUACCAGGCCAUGCUGAUGUCUCUGGUGAUCAUUUAAAUAAGUAACUAGAGGGUUCUGUGUAACAGUGAGGCUCAGUGGCUUAUAGCCAACAGUAACAUGGGAAAUGGUGGCCAAGUGUUAGGGUUGUCAAGCAAUUAAAAAAUUAAUCACAAUUAACAGUGCAAUUAAAAAUUAAUUGCAUUAGUCAUGGUGUUAAUAAUUAAUACCAUUUAUAUAAAUAUACUGAUUUCUGUUACAACGUGUACAGUCCUCACUAUUUUUUAUUACAAAUAUUUGCCCUGUAAAAAACAACAGUAUUUUUCAGUUCCCCCAUUUCAAGUACUGUAGUACAAUCUCUUUAUCAUGAAAGUUGAAUUUACAAUUGUAGAAGUAUGUUAAAAAAAACCUGCAAAAAAAAAUGUAAAAGUUUAAAGCCUACAAGUCCACUCAGUCCUACUUCUUGUUCAGCCAAUUGCUCAGACAAACAAGUUUGUUUACAUUUGUGGAAGAUAAAGCUGUCCUUGCUUUUUGUUUACAAUGUCACCUGAAAGUGAGAACAGGUGUUCACCUGGCAGCGUUGUAUCCAGCAUCGCAAGAUAUUUAUGUGCCAGAUGCGCUAAAGAUUCACAUGCCACUUCAUGCUUCAACCACUAUUCUAGAGGACAUGCAUCCAUGGUGAUGAGAGGUUCUGCUCAAUAAUGAUCCAAAGCAGACCAACUCUAUCAAGACCCACCCCUCUGUCAAGCUCACCAAGCAGACCAAUGCAUGUUCGUUUUCAUCAUCUGAGUCAGAUGUCACCAGCAGAAGGCUGAUUUUCUUUUUUGUUGGUUUGGGUUCUGCGGUUUCCACAUCAGAGUGUUGCUCUUCUAAGACUUCUGAAAGCGUGCUCCACACGUCAUCCUUCUCAGAUUUUGGAAGGCACUUCGGAUUCUUAAAUCUUCUAUCAAGUGCUGUAGCUAUCUUUAGAUAUCUAUCAUUUGCACUCUUUGCAUUCUGACAAAUCUGCAGUGAAAGUGUUCUUAAAAUGAACAAUUAUGUGCUGGGUCAUCAUCCGAGACUGCUAUAACAUGAAAUAUAUGGCAGAAUGCAGGGCAGGAGACAUUGAACUCCCUGGAGGAGAAUUGUGUCACAAAUUUAAUUAACAUUUAUUUUUUUUUUAAAAACAGCCUGGAAGCAUGUCCUCUGGAAUGGUGACUGAAGCAGGAAAGGGCAUAUGAAUGUUUAGCGUAUCUGGCACAUAAAUACCUUGCAAUGCCGGCUACAAAAGUGCUAUGCGAAUGCCUGUUCUCACUUUCAGGUGAAAUUGUAAAUAAGAAGCAGGCAUCAUAAUCUCCCGUAAAUGUUUUGUUUUUGAGUGCAGUUAUGUAACAAAAAAAAUGCAAAAAAAAAUCUACAUUUGUAAGUUACGCUUUCACGAUAAAGAGAUUGCACUAUGGUACUUGUACAAGGUGAACUGAAAAAUACAAAUAUUUGCACUGUAAAAAUAAGAGUAAUAAAAAUAAUAUAAAGUGAGCAGUGUACACUUUGUAAUUGUGUUGGAACUGAAAAUCAAUAUAUCUGAAAAUGUAGAAAAACAUCCAAAGUAUUUAAUAAAUUUCAAUUGGUAUUCUAUUGUUUAACAGCGCAACUAAAAAAAUCAAUAAUUUUUUUUUUUUUUAGUUAAUCGCGAUUAAUCAGCAGCCCUAAUAAUUUAGUAUUUCCACACUAAGGGAUUUAGGUGUUUCAAAUGACAAAGGUAGUACUUUUUUUUUUUUU
Dermochelys coriacea (leatherback sea turtle) is the source of this 14140-nucleotide messenger RNA. It is a transcript of the gene CIT, whose product is annotated as citron rho-interacting serine/threonine kinase. The record is from RefSeq and is a predicted model, not a curated record. Gene Ontology annotation, cellular component: cytoskeleton; cytoplasm. Gene Ontology annotation, molecular function: ATP binding; protein serine/threonine kinase activity. The transcript is spliced from 48 exons. Bases 207 to 6446 code for a protein of 2079 amino acids. Gene Ontology annotation, biological process: mitotic cytokinesis; actomyosin structure organization; peptidyl-threonine phosphorylation. Lineage: Eukaryota; Metazoa; Chordata; Testudines; Dermochelyidae.